AUGCUUGCGCUGCCCCCUCCCCCCUCGACGCCGGCCAAGGACGCGGCCGUGCUCGGCCUCGGCGGCUACCCGCACCUCAAGCGCGUCGAGAUCGCCGGCCGCUCGCUGCACAAGCGCGUGCGCAACGCGGCCCGCGGCCGCUCGCUCUCGAUGGAGUCGAACGGCGAGCAUGAUGCGCGCGCCGAGGCCAAGCUCAAGGAAGAGGCCAUCCUUGCCAAGUACCGCAAGUCGAUCAAGGGCAAGAACUUCAUCAACUUGACCAUGUACCAGCAGCUCGGCUUGACCGACGUCAUGUUCGACGCGACGCCCGACCAGAUCAAGAAGGCGUACCACCGCGUGCUCAUUGAGCACCACCCGGACAAGACGCUCAAGGACGAAAACGACCCGAACUACCUCGCGGUGCAAAAGGCGUUUUCGACGCUCAUGGACGCGCAGAAGAAGCGUGCGUACGACUCGCAGUGCGAAUUUGACGAGUCGAUCCCGAGCGGCAGCGAAAAGAUCAAGCAGAACAUCACGGGCGCGGUCGACCCGAAGGCCAAGAUCGUGGACUUCUACGCGCUGUACGGCCCCGUCUUUGAGCGCAACGCGCGCUUCUCGAGCAUUGUGCCCGUGCCCAUGCUCGGCGACGACGAGACGGAUAUCGACACGGUCCAGUCGUUUUACAACUUUUGGCACACGUUUGACUCGUGGCGCGACUUUACCCACAACGCCGAGCACGAUGUGGACAGCGUCGAGAGCCGCGACGAGAAGCGUCACAUGAUGAAGAAGAACGAAGCGCAGGCCAAGAAGCUCAAGAAGAAGGAGUACAGCCGUCUUGCCGACCUCGUCGACCGCGCGCAGGCCAACGACCCGCGCCUUCGCCGCGUCAAGCAGGCUGCCAAGGACAAGAAGGAGAACGACCGCAAGGCCAAGGAAGCUGCCGCCCAGGCCAUCAUCGAUGCCCAGAAGGCCGUCGAGGAGGCUGCCGCCCGCGCCAUCGCCGAAAAGUUGGAAGCGGAGAAGAAUGCCAAGUCCAACGCCAAGAUGGCCAAGGACAAGCUCAAGAAGGCGUUCCGCAAGGUCAAGAAGGCCUUCCGUGAGCUCGUCGAAGCCAUUGACGACCCGCGCGUCGACGCGGAGGAGACUGAGUUUAUCUGCGAGUCGAUCGAGAUGGACGCCAUGGAGGCCUUGAACGCGGCGCUCGCGUCGCCUGCUGGCAUUGAGGACGUUGUCAAGGUCCUCACGGGCCUCCGCGGCGACGCCUACAUGGCUGCCAAGCGCGCCUAA
Messenger RNA from Saprolegnia diclina VS20, 1266 nucleotides. RefSeq lists its product as hypothetical. The record is from RefSeq and is a predicted model, not a curated record. The coding region runs from base 1 to 1266 and encodes 421 amino acids. NCBI's taxonomy places the organism in Eukaryota, Oomycota, Saprolegniomycetes, Saprolegniales, Saprolegniaceae. The transcript has a single exon. Gene Ontology annotation, cellular component: cytosol. Gene Ontology annotation, molecular function: Hsp70 protein binding; ribosome binding. Gene Ontology annotation, biological process: regulation of translational fidelity; 'de novo' cotranslational protein folding.